Molecule: messenger RNA, 2062 nt
Organism: Capsella rubella
Lineage: Eukaryota; Viridiplantae; Streptophyta; Magnoliopsida; Brassicales; Brassicaceae
Product: protein BONZAI 3
Exons: 16
Coding region: 132-1892 (586 amino acids)
Biological process (GO): cellular response to calcium ion
Cellular component (GO): plasma membrane
Molecular function (GO): calcium-dependent phospholipid binding
Source: RefSeq, a predicted model, not a curated record
GAGAUAUCAGAAUCCCCCUGUGAUUCAUCUACAUUGUGCAAAUUUUGUGAAUUUUCUAGGGCUAGACCUUCUGACUUAGAGAAACUUGGGGGUUUUUUUUAGGGUUUGAAAAUCUAGAAAGAGAGGAGAGAAUGGGGAAUUGUUUAUCAGGAGAUGUGAAAGGAGGGAAACAAGCCAUUGGAGGGGUCCAGCAGAGACCCACCUCAGCAACAACAGCCAUCGCCAACAAUGCUGCUCUCAACGAUGCCGUCGAUUUCUUCUUCAGAUCUCGUGGUCAAUAUCCUCUCUUUUCCCAAAUCGAGUUAACUUUGUCCGCUUCAAAUUUGCUUGACUGUGACAUCACAUCUAAGAGUGAUCCCAUGGCUGUCAUGUAUCUGAGGAAAAAGGAUGGGAAGCUUGAGGAAAUUGGCCGUACUGAAGUCAUACUUAAUAGUUUGAAUCCGAGUUGGAUUGAGAAGAUUACAGUCUCUUUUCAGUUUGAAGUUGUUCAGACAUUAGUUUUUCACGUGUAUGAUGUUGAUACCAGAUAUCACAAUGUGCCAGUGAAGACGUUAAAGCUGAAGGACCAGGAUUUCUUGGGAGAGGCCACCUGUGUUCUGUCCGAGAUUAUGACAAGACCUAACCGGACUGUGACAUUGAGUCUUACUGGCAACGUUAGAGCUGGUGUGAAUAGAAAUUUGGGAACGCUCUCUGUCUUAGCUGAAGAAACAGUUGCUUCUAAAACUGUCGCUGAGAUUAAUUUUCGCUGUGUCAAUUUGGAUAACAAGGACUUGUUCUCUAAGAGUGAUCCUUUCUUAAGAAUUUCAAGAAUUGUUGAGAGUACUGCUGCAGUCCCGAUUUGUCGGACUGAGGUAGUGGACAACAACCUCAACCCCAUGUGGAGGCCUGUGUGCUUGACUAUGCAGCAAUUUGGAACCAAAGACACCCCAUUGGUUAUCGAGUGCUUUGAUUUCAAUACCAGUGGGAAUCAUGAGCUUAUUGGAAGGACAGAGAAAUCUGUAGCGGAAUUAGAGAGACUUUGUCUCCAGAAAGAGGCUGUGAACUUUGUGUAUCCAUCUCUUAGUCACGGUCGCAAAAAGAUUCUGAAAGGCCAGCUCAUCGUGGACCGUUUUGUGGAGAAAGUCCAGUACAGUUUUCUUGAUUACAUAUCCAGUGGCUUCGAACUUAAUUUCAUGGUUGCAGUUGAUUUCACUGCUUCAAAUGGUGAUCCCCGAACUCCAAAUUCUUUGCAUUACAUUGAUCCAUCAGGCAGAUCAAACUCAUAUCAGCAGGCUAUUAUGGAAGUAGGAGAGGUCAUCCAGUUUUAUGACUCUGAUAAGCGAUUUCCUGCCUGGGGUUUUGGAGGAAGAACAUCGGAUGGUUCUGUGUCUCAUGCCUUUAACUUGAAUGGAGCAUCAUACGGCGAUGAGGUUGUUGGAGUUGAAGGAAUCAUGACAGCUUAUGCGAGUGCUCUUCGCAAUGUUGCUCUAGCGGGACCGACUCUUUUCAGCCAUGUGGUUGACAGGGCUGCUCAUACUGCUUCACAGUCACUCUCACAAAACAGUCCAAAGUACUAUGUUCUGCUCAUCAUUACGGAUGGAGUCCUUACAGACAUGGCGGGUACAGUAGACGCAUUGGUGAGAGCUUCUGAUCUCCCGUUGUCAGUUCUUAUAGUCGGUGUGGGAAACACAGACUUCAGACAAAUGGAGAUACUUGAUGCUGAUAAUGGUCGCCGGUUAGAGAGUUCUACCGGUAGGAUAGCUACACGGGACAUCGUUCAAUUCGUGCCUAUGAAAGACAUCCAUAGUGGACAAGUGUCAGUGGUGCAGGCACUUCUAGAGGAACUUCCCGGUCAAUUUCUGAGCUAUGUCCGUACCAGAAAUAUCAAUCCGGUCGGCGCUCCUGCGAUUUGAGUUUACCGCAUAGUCUAUUUUCAUUUUUUUUGCUUUGCAUAGUUCAUCAUGUUCUUAAUUUACUUAGGUUGGAAAAACAAAUUAAGGAAACACAUAUAAAAUUGCUAAAGCAUGUAUAUAAUUAUUCAUUUAUAGCAUUUAUGUAUCACAAUAGUAUCAUUUCUCUUGUA